This is a messenger RNA of Cuscuta campestris, 840 nucleotides long. The record is from the annotation of a GenBank genome assembly. Lineage: Eukaryota; Viridiplantae; Streptophyta; Magnoliopsida; Solanales; Convolvulaceae.
GUCGUUUGGCAUCUCUAAUCUAUAACUCUCUUUCCCAACCAAGAAAGAAAGAAAGAAAGAAAAGGGAAAUUAAUAAGGAAGGAAAGAUGUUUGAGCACAUAACAGCGAGCGAAGUAGCUGGCUACGCCGUCGGUGCUCUGCUACUCUGCGCCACCGUCUCCGCCUACAAGGUCGACUCCUUCGUCGCUUCUUCCCAGCGCAGUUCGCUUGGGAUGUGUAAGAGAUGUGGGGAUCUGAAGCUGAUAGCUUGCCGGCAAUGUAAGGGCGGCGGCCGCCGCUCCCCCGCCGCCAGUUUUCCACUGUCCCCUUUUUCUUCUUCUUCUUCUUCCAGGUGUACCAAGUGCCAAGCCAGAGGCUACUUUCGCUGCCCUGACUGCUCAGCUUAAACCUGCCUUGCCCUGCCCCAAUCUUAAUUAUCUGCGGCUGGUGUAAAAAAGCCAUUAUUUUUAGACAGUAAAAGAAUGGUUAUUCUUGGAAUAGAUUGUACUCUCUACUUGUUUUACUUCUACGGCCUCGUUUGGCAUUAGCGUCAGAGAUUAGUGUUAGCGUUUUGAAAAAGCUAUCCGACGAUAGCCUUUAGCGUUGGCGUUUUCAGAAUUAAUCUGGACCGUUAAAAUAACAUUGACUUUCUUAAAUACCUCCACGAGCAUUGAGCCAAACACACCGCGGGCUUGACUCACAUGCCUGAAGGAGACGUCACGGCGUGACCACUGCGACACCGCAAGCGUGAUGGAGGCGUGACCAGCGGGGGCCUGAUGGUGCUCAUGAGAAUUGCUCUUGUUUUUUCUUUUUUUUUUAAACUCUUUAUUAUUUAAAAUCAAUUAAAAUUUAAGAUAUUUU